This is a messenger RNA of Suillus paluster, 622 nucleotides long. RefSeq lists its product as uncharacterized. The record is from RefSeq and is a predicted model, not a curated record. The transcript has 4 exons. NCBI's taxonomy places the organism in Eukaryota, Fungi, Basidiomycota, Agaricomycetes, Boletales, Suillaceae. The coding region runs from base 160 to 525 and encodes 121 amino acids.
CCCCAAAGGGGUUGUUGUAUUUGCAAGCCUGCACUACCUUACCAACAAAUCCCCAAAAUUGACCCAUGGUGUAGGGCGAUGACACAUGAAGUACCCAUGUCCUGAUGAAUUCAAGCCGGAAAGAUUUCUCCAUGAAGAUGGUUCCUUACCGGUGACACAAUGCCUUUAAGUUUUGGCCGGGGCCGCUGGAUCUGUGUGGGACGGCAUCUCGCGGACGCGUCACCCUGGAUCGCGAUUGCGAGCUUCCUCGCCAUUUCAUCCCAGUCGUCCCAAGUUCUCCACUGGGCUCGCUAUGUUUGCAGAAUCCCAUCUGUCCCCGAAAGCAAUCUGCUGAUCUCUUAUCUCAGUCAUGCAGAGAAAUUUCCCUGCCGCAUUGUCCCGCGAUUUCCCAAUGCACCCGCGAAGACAUUGAUGCACUUGACUGGGUUAGUGGCAGAGCAAUCGCGAUCGUGGCAUACAGUACCAAGCCCUGCUUUGAGAUUUUGUCUAAGUACUGUUGGAUGGCAACGCCAGCCUACCCUCUGAGUCCCCCAGGGGCCCCAAGGGGGCGACAUUCGAGCGGGACAAUCAAAAACAAUCGCGAUGCGUUCAAUUUCAGUGAGACACAUACUGCAUUGAGGAC